AUGACUUACGUGACGGCGCUUUGCGAGGAGGUGACGCUGAGGUCGGAACACCCUGUCGAACCGACGCCGCAGUUGAUUGAGGAGCCUUCGGACCCAACUGAAGAAGGAAUGGCUCCGACCAACCUCCAAUCUCAGACACUACAGGCGGUGCAGAAAGAGGAUGACAGCAUCCCUGUAGGCAGGGAAGCUGAAGUGGAAUGGCCCCAGGGCGCUGUGGCCGUGGCGAGACAGCAGGAGAUACAAGAUUUGCCAACACCAGAGGCCGAGUCUACAGACGACCAGCCAUGGCAGCGGGACGUGGAUCUCCCUCCUGCUGCUCCCUCUGACUACCAGCAGGAGGGUACAAGUGGCUGCCACAAAGAACUGGGCGCGGAGCUCCUCAUCACAAGCCCAAUGGAUGCCAGAGACUACUACCUCUCUCUGGCAAACGCCCUCGAACUGACCUACAGCAAAAUCCAAUUUUUCUAUUCGCAGUUGCAGAGUAUGAAGGAACACGUGCGACUCAUCAGUACGAGAGGGUAUUAUGACAUGUCUGAGAUACAAAGUAAUCUGAGAGCGAACGCCUUGGAGCACAUCGACUGGCUGGACUACCAGGAACUGCGCCUGGAACUCGCGUGUUUCGGAAUCAACUCGAUGCUGGAAGAAAGCGACGAGGAUGAACCUGUGGUCGCCCCUUCUCGUCUAGCCGCCUGUCACCGCCCUCUGAAGAAGAGCUUCGAGCUUCUGGCCUUGUGCUUGUGUGACAGGCGAGGGGAUGAAAAUGGGAUAGCUGACGCAAAGGACAAAAACAGAGAAAAAAACACCACGCAACUGCCUGAGGAUGUUCUGACGUCACGAAAGGACGACGAAUUAACACUGUCGCCGAUCAGUGCCACCCUUCAGCCACUAGUCAGGAACAGUGAUGAGGUUGGCGAGAAGGUGCCGUCAGACGAAGCCGGUGGUGACGCAGAGCAGGUGCAAGUCAGUGGUGCCAACAGAGUAAAUGAUGAGGGAGGCCAAGAAGGCAGAAGUGGUCCUGAAACAGAUGAUAAGGCGAAGUCACCACUUAGCGGAGGAAACGAAGCAGUCGAUGAAGCCCCGUCAGCGGCUACAAGAGUUGCCAAAGAGGAUGUUUCAGACGGUAACAGCGAACAUAGUGUGAAAGUAAAUGGCAGCAGCAGCAGUAGUGAUGAAACACAGUCACGAAGUAGUAGUGAGAGUAGACGCAAAACUAUUCCUGUAGACAAUCAGCCAAUCGCCGGAGAACUCACGGAGGAGUCAGUGCUGAGUGAGGUGUCUCGGCUGCUGGAACAGCUGCUCAUGCUGUACUGCCGGCACAUGGAUCGCGUGGAGGUGGUGGGUUUCGACUUCCUGGAAUUGGAGCUGCCUGUGGGCGCGCCCUCAGCGACUGUGCGGCUGGCGGCCCUCAUCCAGGACACGCUGGACAACAUGGAAGAGGAGCUGUCGGAGACACAGCGGCAGCUGGCGCUGAUCGCAGGCGCCGCCAGGGCCCUGGGCGAGUGUGCCUGGCCCGCCGCGACCGGGAGUCGAACGCAGUGGCCCUUGGACAUGCUGCCGCAGCCUCGGCGGCCGGACCUCAGCACUCCUCGGCGAAAGCCAGAGGGCAGCUUCUGGAGACUCUGCUGCUGUUUCUUCUCGUACUGCUUGAGGAAGUGCCGAUGAACACGGUCUUGGGGGAUCUGGUGACGUCAACAGGCACAUGUCUCCCCCCCCCCCUCCACCCGCCUCCCCCCCCCCCCCGGCGCAGCCCCCUUCCCCCGAGUUCGUUCUCGACGGAUUUCUGGUAUAUUCUACACUUACAUUCAUACUCCGGAAGCCACUCAACGGAGUGUGGCGGAGGGCACUUUACAACUGUCAUUACCUCCCUUCUCUGUUCCAGUCGCGUACGGUUCGCGGGAAGAACGACUGCCGGAAAGCCUCCGUACGCGAUCGAAUCUCUCUAAUUUUACAUUCGUGAUCUUCUCGGCAGGUAUAAGUAGAGGGAAGCAACAUAUUCGACACCUCAUCCAGAAACGCACCCUCUCGAGACCUAAAGAGCAAGCUACACCGCGAUGCAGAGCUCCUCUCUUGCAGAGUCUGCCACUUGAGCUUGCUAAACAUCUCCGUAACGUUAUCACGUUUACCAAAUAACCCUGUGACGAAAUGAGCCGCUCCUCUUUGGAUCUUCUCCAUCUCCUCUGUCAACCCGACCUGGUACAGAUCCCACACUGAUGAUCAAUACUCAAGUAUAGGUCGAACGAGUGUUUUGUAAGCCACCUCCUUUGUUGAUGGACUACAUUUUGUAAGGACCCUCCUUACCAACAAUUAAUGUUAUAUGAUCAUUCCACUUCAAAUCGUUCCGCACGCAUACUCCCAGAUAUUUUACAGAGGUAACUGCUACCAGUGUUUGUUGCGCUAUCAUAUAAUCAUACAGUAAAUGAUCCUUCUUUCUAUGUAUUCGCAAUACUUUACAUUUGUCUAUGUUAAGAGUCAGUUGCCACUCGCUGCACCAAGUGCCUAUCCGCUGCAGAUCUUCCUGCAUUUAGCUGCAAUUUUCUAAUGCUGCAACUUCUCUCUAUACUACAGCAUCAUCCGCGAAAAUCCGCAUGGAACUUCCGAUACUAGCUACUAGGUCAUUUAUAUAUAUUGUGAAAAGCAAUGGCCCCAUAACAGUACCCUGUGGCACGCCAGAGGUUACUUUAACGUCUGCAGACGUCUCUCCAUUGAGAACAACAUUCUGUAUUCUGUUUGCCAAAAAUUCUUCAAUCCAGCCAUACAGCUGGUUUGAUAUUCCGUAGGCUCUUACUUUGUUUAUCAGCUGACAGUGCGAAAUCCGGAAGUCAAGGAAAAUGGCAUCUACCUGGGAGCCUGUAUCUAGUAUUUUCUGGGUCUCACGAACAAAUAAAAUGAGUUGGGUCUCACACGAUCGAUGUUUCCGGAAUCCACGUUGAUUCCAACAUAGUGGAUUCUGGGUUUCCAGACAUGACAUGAUACGCGAACAAAAAACAUGUUCUAAAAUUGUACAACAGAUCUAUGUCAGAGAUAUAGGCCUACAAUUUGCGCAUCUGUUCGACUACCCUUCUUGAAAACUGGAACUACCUGUGCUCUUUUCCAAUCAUUUGGAACCUUCCUUCCUCUAGCGAAUUGCGGUACACGGCUCUUAGAAGGGGGGCAACUUCUUUCUCGUACUCUGUGUAGAAUCGAAUUGGUAUCCCGUCAGGUCUAAUGGACUUUCCUCUGUUGAGUGAUUUGAGUGGCUUUUCUAUUCCUUGAACACUUAUUUCGAUGUCAGCAAUUUUUUCGUUGGUGCGAGGAUUUAGAGAAGGAACUGCAGUGGGCUCUUCCUCUGUAAAACAGCUUCGGAAAAAGGUAUUUCAGGUUUUAACGUGUCAUCCUCUGUUUCAAUGCCACUAUCAUCCCAUUAUCAUUCUCUGUGCACUUGUCGCGUUAACUGUCUACGAUCGUUCGCUUCAUUAGCUGAGUGGUCAGCGCGUCUGAUUAUCAUGCAGCGGACCCGGAGUUCGAUGCCCAAUCUGAUAGGAAAUUUUCUCCGCCCAAGGAAUAGUUGUUAUGUUGUCCUCGUCUUCACUUCAUCGUCAUGGAAAAGCAAGUCGUCCAAUGUUGCGUCACCUGAAAGGAAAUGCAACUCUUUAGCUAUCACUGCCAUAUCACCAUUUUCUCAUUUCUACGAAAAUCCUAGCUUCCUACAGUGACUGCCUCUGUCGGGAAAGUAACUGGCUGUCAAUGACCUAAAGAAAUAUCCAUCAAAAUCUCACUCAUACAUUAGUGUCCACUGUGAUCGUGGCUUACAUUUGCACAAAAUAUAGAACGUCAUUCGUAGAGUCACUGUUCUCAUCAAGACAAAUAACAUUGGACAUUCUACGGAACUGAGAACCUCCGGUCCUGCUCGCAUGGUAGUUAGUCGAAACAGGAACUCUGCAAUUGGCCACAUAAAAAACAGCCCACUCUACUCCUUUACUCCUAGGAGUGGAGAACAAUAUUUGUAUAUUAAAAUAAAAACUUACUAUUAAGAAGAUUAGAACAAGAGACUCUCUAGUCACCAACCUAUGUCGUUUUGCAUCUUUUUUGUGACAAUAGUGCAGUUUAUCAUCAAAGAAUGUAAAACAGAAUACAAUCAAACUGAGGCUACGUCUUCGUCUAUCCGAGAACGCUUGCUGUCCAACCCAGAGUCUCAACUGUCUCACUCUAUUUCCGCAGCACCUCCAUGUCUAUCAUCCUAACUGGUCGCAAGCAAGAGGUCUACGAUGUAUCAACACUGAAGGUCUCAGGAAAUUCCA
Molecule: messenger RNA, 4277 nt
Organism: Schistocerca gregaria
Lineage: Eukaryota; Metazoa; Arthropoda; Insecta; Orthoptera; Acrididae
Exons: 6
Coding region: 1-1662 (553 amino acids)
Source: RefSeq, a predicted model, not a curated record